Molecule: messenger RNA, 5259 nt
Organism: Polypterus senegalus (gray bichir)
Lineage: Eukaryota; Metazoa; Chordata; Cladistia; Polypteriformes; Polypteridae
Gene: usp33
Product: ubiquitin specific peptidase 33
Exons: 23
Coding region: 52-2772 (906 amino acids)
Biological process (GO): protein deubiquitination
Molecular function (GO): cysteine-type deubiquitinase activity; zinc ion binding
Source: RefSeq, a predicted model, not a curated record
GAAGCUGUUUGUUCUGAGAAGUAUCAAGCAUCUCAAACCCUUAACUGGAAAAUGUCAGCUCUUAAUGCUUGCAAUGACUGCCUACAUUUGGAAUCAGUGGGUGAAAUCACUAAAGAGGAGCUGAUUAAGAAGUCCCAUGGUAAAUGCCAGGACUGUAAAGUUGGUGGACCAAAUCUUUGGGCUUGUUUGGAAAAUAGAUGUGCCUAUGUGGGCUGUGGAGAAUCUCAUGCUGAUCAUAGCACUGUUCACUCACAGGAAACCCAACAUAAUCUGACUGUAAACCUCACCACCCUACGCGUUUGGUGCUAUGCCUGUGGAAAAGAAGUGUUUCUGGACAGGAAGCUGAGUCCUCGCUCUCCAGCCCCAACAGCAAAACCUCCUCCAUCUUUCCAAAACCAUGUGCAGGAUACCAAAGUCCCUGGGAUCCCAAUGUUGAAGACUCCUCAGGCUGCUGUCUGUGAUGACCUAGAUACAGAGAUGGAAGAAGAAGAUGAGUUCAGAGCGAGAGGUCUUACAGGACUGAAAAAUAUUGGAAAUACAUGCUAUAUGAAUGCAGCUCUUCAGGCCCUUUCCAACUGUCCUCCUUUGACACAGUUUUUUAUUGAAUGUGGAGGCUUGGUGCGGACAGACAAAAAACCGGCCUUGUGUAAGAGUUAUCAGAAGCUGGUAAUGGAUAUGUGGCACAAGAACAGACCUGGAUAUGUGGUCCCAACUAACCUUUUCCAAGGAAUAAAAGUAGUUAAUCCAAUGUUUCGAGGCUAUUCACAGCAGGAUUCUCAAGAGUUUCUUCGCUGUCUAAUGGACCAGCUUCAUGAAGAGCUAAAAGAGACAAUUGUUGAGCCUGAUGAUGGACCCCAAACCAUCAGCAUGGACGAUAACAUGGAAGAAGACAAGAGCCAGUCUGACAAUGACUUCCAGUCUUGUGAGUCCUGCAGUAGUAGUGACAAGGCAGAAAGUGAAACUAAUGUUAAACAACAUUCAGGUGAAGUGCCUGAAGCAGAAAUGCUUAUCUCAGAUGACAUAAACAACCAGUUGCAUGGCAAAGACUGGCAGAAAGAGAAGAAUCUUAUAAAUAAGCUAUACCGAGUCUGUUCUUCAGAGGAUCUUGAUAAGGAUAUCGACACAGCAAUGGAGUCUUCACCAAUUAUUGGCAACCAAGGUGCUGUCAAGGUACAGAUACAAAGCAGGCGGUCAGAAUGUUACCCGGAUGUAAGUGGGAACAGUACCUCAAGGCCUCAUAGUCCUAUACCUGCUGAAGGGACCAACUCUAAACUGUCCAGUAGUCCUCCAAAGUCUGCAUCCAUGUGGCCUAGCAUUGUUUCGUCACACAAGAAAGUGGCACCUUUACUCUCUCAAAAGAUGAAAAUGCAGAAGAAAUACCGAAGUGUGAUUUCUGAUAUUUUUGAUGGCACUAUUGUCAGUUCAGUUCAGUGCUUGACCUGUGAUCGGGUGUCAGUCACCUUGGAAACCUUUCAGGACAUCUCGCUACCUAUCCCAGGUAAAGAGGACCUGGCCAAGCUACAUUCUUCAACUCACCAGACAUCCCUAGUGAAAGCAGGGUCUUGUGGAGAAGCCUAUGCCCCACAGGGAUGGAUUGCAUUUGUGAUGGAAUAUAUUAAAAGCUGGUUUUGGGGGCCCGUAGUAACUUUGCAAGACUGCUUGGCUGCAUUUUUUGCGAGAGAUGAACUCAAGGGGGAUAAUAUGUACAGCUGUGAAAAGUGCAAGAAGUUAAGAAAUGGUGUAAAAUUCUGCAAAGUACAGAGUCUUCCAGAGAUUCUCUGCAUUCACCUGAAGAGAUUCAGACAUGAGCUGAUGUUUUCUACCAAAAUCGGGACCCACGUGUCUUUCCCUUUGGAUGGGCUUGACCUACAGCCAUUUCUUGCUAAGGACAGCACAGCUCAGAUCUCAACUUAUGAUUUGCUGUCAGUCAUCUGCCACCAUGGAACAGCUAGCAGUGGCCAUUACAUAGCAUACUGCAGAAAUGAUCUGAACAACCUGUGGUAUGAGUUUGAUGAUCAGAGCGUUACUGAAGUCUCGGAAACAAGUGUGCAAAAUGCUGAAGCUUAUGUGCUUUUCUAUAAAAAGAGCAAUGAUGAGCCCCAGAAGGAGAGGAGAAGAGUGUCUAACCUCCUUAACAUAAAUGAGCCAAGUUUGCUGCAAUUCUACAUCUCUCGACAGUGGUUGUUGAAGUUUAAGACAUUUGCCGAGCCUGGCGCAAUUUCUAACAAUGAUUUCCUUUGUGCUCAUGGAGGUGUUCCACCUCAUAAAGCUUCUUAUGUUGACGACUUGGUUUUGAUGCUUCCUCAGAACGUAUGGGAUUAUUUGUACAGUAGGUAUGGAGGAGGACCAGCUGUCAACCAUCUCUAUGUGUGUCAUACCUGUCAGAGUGAAAUAGAGAAGCUUGAAAAAAGGAGAAAAAAUGAAUUGGAUAUGUUUGUUCGGUUGAACAAAGCUUUCCAGGAAGAAGAUGCCCCUGCAGUGAUUUACUGUAUCAGCAUGCAGUGGUUCAGAGAGUGGGAAGGAUUUGUGAAAGGCAAGGACAAUGAACCUCCUGGACCAAUUGACAACACCAAGAUCGCAGUGAACAAAAAUGGUCACAUAACGCUCAAACAAGGUGCUGAUUCUGGACAAAUUUCAGAAGAGACUUGGAACUUCUUACAUUCAAUUUAUGGGGGAGGACCAGAAGUCACCUUACGGCCAAACAUACCACAUCAAGAAACAGAAACCUCCCACACAGAAGAGAAAAUCGAGGUGGAAACCCGUGCAGUGUGAUUUGCUCCCUCUCUGCCAUCAGCCCAGAAUUGCACUUCAGAGGUUCUAUGAGCAUUCCUAAAAGGAAAUGUUUCCAUCUUUAAACAAUAUGGGCAUUGGUAAUACUGACAAUCAUGGGAAAAUGUAUCAAAAUGGUUUGCUCUGUAAAUAUUAGAAACUGUACAUUUCUAAAUUUCUGUAAAAUUGUAAUAGAAUCUAUGCUAGCAUCAUGUUGAGUUUCAGGUUCGGGCACUGAGACACAGAUAGACUAUGAUUUUCCCCUUUAUUAUAAGCUAAUAUUUAUGUAAUCCAAAUUGCAUAAAGAAGAUAAUAAUGGACUAAUAAGGCUUUUCUUAGGCAUAAAUUAUUGUAUUUUAUCAAGAUUUUAAACUCUUCUUGUUGUUAGGGAAAAUAUUAGUGCUGAAGACAUAAUAAACAAAACUAACUUCCUAUGAUUUCUCAGGAAAGAACGGUCUUUUGCACUGUAUUAAAAGUAAAGCAGCAGCAUGCUUUCGUAUCAAAUGCCUGCAAAAAAAACCAAAUUAAGUAUAUUUAAUAUACACUGUUACCUUCCUUUUUAUACAGCAUUUUUUCUUUAUGCUACUACUUUUUUAGAUGUUGAAGUAUAGUUUUUUGGAAGGCAUGAUCAUAAGAAACUAGAAAAACCAAUGAAAUGAGAUGUUCAGAUUUUUUUUUUCUAGUGUUCAGUUUAUUUGCAUGGAUAUGCAGUUUACUGACAGAGAAUUGACAUGUGUGGAAAAUAAAGCCGCCAGCUCUGAAAAGGUGUAUACAAUGUGCAUAGCCGUGAGUGUCAAGAUAUUUUCCAUGUUGCCUCCCGAAAAAGGAAGAUUGUGUCUAUGUAUAUAGGCAUGCCGUUUCUUAUAUGUUGUAAAGUUGGGGGUGGGUUAGGGUGGGGGACGUUGUAUUGAAUUGCUCUAACACAUUGAAAAAUACCUGUGGAAUGCUUACCGUAAAAUAUUUUUCCUUCUAUGGUUAAUAUGAUAACAAUUCAAGAACAAUGAAACAAUAAAAAAAAUACUGACCAAAACGUGUGUCCCUUUUCACAAUCCUUAGAAGUGAUUGGAUGCAUUGUUUGAAAAAUGAAACAAAUUUGGCUAAUGUUAUUAAUUUGAAUUUUUAUUGUUUUAUAGUUAAACAAGUUGUUAAAGGAGUUGCACGUAUAAUGGUGUGCAUUACACUGGUAGUAAUGACCAACCAGUACAAAUUCUGUCAUUAUGUCAUUUUUACUGUAGCUUACUUACUGUGUUGUAGUGGAGGGGUGUGGAGUGGGCAUUUCAUUACCUUCUGGUGCAACGUGGCAUAUGGCACUACAACUAUGGAGCUGGAAAAAGGAGGCCAAGGAUGAACAGUAGGCCUUUUUUGUGAACAUGAAAGAACUGAUGGAACGUGGUAGUUGGCUGUUUUGAAAAAAAGUAUGAAAUGAGUAUAGCUGUACUGAAAUGCUGACACAUGAAAUGAUUUACAUGCACUCUCUCGCAUCUACUGUAUGUUUCUACUCAAAUGUGAAUUGUUGCCUCUCUAUUCUCCAGACAAUUUUACAAUAAUCACCGAAAAAAAUAUCACUUCUUCACGUGUACUUUCAGUACGUGUAAUUAAAAAAGAUCAUACGCUAAUCAGAAAAUUAAGUAAAAAAGUAUAUAAAGUCACCUGAACUUACAUUGCAGUGUUUUCUGCACAUUUGGAAUAAAAGUACACUGCCAGCAUCGGUUUGACAUGGGAAAAGGAGAGCACACAAGGUGGCACAUUCUCCAGUCAGGCACGUUUAGCGAUCAUACUGUUCCCAAAUCCUACCCGUAUACAGGCACACCUCUUCCAAGUGGGCCAGGGCAUGGUACAGUUGGCCCAGCACAGAGCGAUCACACUAGUCAAACAAACUAGACUUUGCAAGGUUACAUGCAGACAAAAGUACUCGGGCAGGGAACGAAUUGCCAGUGUGAAUACACCGUAAAUUUCAAGAUACUUACAUAAAAUGAAUAGUAGUGAGUGUGUCUGGAUCUGGAAAUUACGUAUUUAAAGCAUUUAUAGAUAAAUUAUUCAAGUGGACAGAAAUAUCUCUAAAUCUUAAGAACAUAAUGUAACACCCAGGAAAUCUACUGAAGUAAAUAAAUAUAAAUUGGUAGUAUAUAUGAAUAAGAAUCUAGGAAAGUAGCAUUUCAUUCAUUAUUGGAGAAUAUACUUCAGGGAAGUUUCUAGAAUGAGAGGCAGAGAGCGGUGACUGACUAACCUUGCGCAGGCACCAAUACACAUGAAGUGAGUGAGUGAGAGAGAGAAAAGGUGUACAUUGGGGGAAAAAAAAGUCACAUGGUAACUCCAACUUAGAUAAGCAGGAUUUAAACGGACCAGAAUCGCGGCGUUAAGAAAACAGAGGGUCUAGCUGUUUUUUUUUCCAAUUUACGACUGUCGAGCAGAGAGGAUGAAGCUGCUAAACAAACUGUGGACUAACGGGACUGAUUUUGGAGGAUAUUUUGUUCUUUGUUGAUACGGGGA